Messenger RNA from Ogataea parapolymorpha DL-1, 375 nucleotides. RefSeq lists its product as uncharacterized. Gene Ontology annotation, cellular component: mitochondrial intermembrane space; mitochondrion. The record is from RefSeq and is a predicted model, not a curated record. The transcript has a single exon. Gene Ontology annotation, biological process: mitochondrial respiratory chain complex II assembly; succinate metabolic process. NCBI's taxonomy places the organism in Eukaryota, Fungi, Ascomycota, Pichiomycetes, Pichiales, Pichiaceae. The coding region runs from base 1 to 375 and encodes 124 amino acids.
AUGAGACCCACAAUUCGCCGCCUGGUCCGUCCCCGCAGACCCGCCAGAGACACACGGCCCCUGCUCCCGCCGCUGACGCUCUACCGCGCGAUUCUGCGCUCGCACCGCAAACUGCCUCCCGACGCACGACACCUGGGAGACAACUAUGUCCGGGCCGAGUUCAGAGCACACGCCAACGUGGAGGACCCGCUGCAGAUCGUGGGCUUCCUCACGGCAUGGCAGGACUAUCUCCAGGCCGUCACAAAGAACACAGAAGACGACUGGCGCAAGUACAAACUCACCUCCGACGCCCUCAGCAAGAUGAGCGACGAGCAGGUGGUCCAACUGUACGAAUUGAUGCAGGAGGCCCGCAACGUCCACGCCGAGGACGAAUAA